This is a messenger RNA of Neltuma alba, 2112 nucleotides long. RefSeq names its product AMP deaminase-like. Bases 1 to 2112 code for a protein of 703 amino acids. The transcript is spliced from 19 exons. The record is from RefSeq and is a predicted model, not a curated record. Lineage: Eukaryota; Viridiplantae; Streptophyta; Magnoliopsida; Fabales; Fabaceae. Gene Ontology annotation, biological process: AMP metabolic process; IMP salvage. Gene Ontology annotation, cellular component: cytosol. Gene Ontology annotation, molecular function: AMP deaminase activity.
AUGUCAUCAUGUGGUGAUGCAUUUCGGAGCAAUUUGUGCUUGUCUUCCCUCCCGACCCUCGCUCCUCACCCAAGAAAUAGUAAUGACAAGAAAAGAAGUGAGAAAAGGUCAGGUAGUUGUGGUCCAGGAAAAUCUGCGCAUGCUGUUGACGGAAAGAAAAAUCUUUUGAGAACAACUUCCCCCAGGUCUCCUGUUGCUAGCGCUAGUGCCUUUGAAAGUGGGGAAGCAUCAGAUGACGAAGAUAAUGUGACUGACAAUGCUAAGGGCACUGGGGGCGAAAACCCAUAUGAGAGUUUUAAUGUUAAUGCUAACGGAGAGCAAAUGUCUGUUGUUGCUUCAAGUAUGAUCCGUUCUCAUAGUGUUUCUGGUGAUUUGCAUGGUAUUCAGCCUCACCCUAUUGCGGCUGACAUUCUGAGAAAAGAGCCAGAGCAUGAAAGUUUUGCCCGACUCAAUAUUACUCCAAUUGAGGUUCCAUCACAUGAUGAAGCAGAAGUAUAUGUGAUUCUUCAAGAAUUCCUGGAAAUGCGAAAAAGGUAUGUGUUCCAAGAGGCAAUUGCUCCAUGGGAGAAAGAAGUUAUAUCUGAACCUGGUACUCCGAAGCCUAACCCAGACCCAUUCUUCUACAUUCCUGAAGGAAAGUCUGAUCAUUACUUUGAAAUGCAAGAUGGGGUUAUUCAUGUUUACCCUUGUAGAGACUCAAAGGAAGAGCUUUUCCCUGUUGCCGACGCUACUACAUUUUUCACUGAUCUUCAUCACAUGCUUCGAGUCAUUGCAGCAGGAAAUGCUAGAACUUUAUGCCAUCAUCGGCUUAAUCUUCUAGAACAAAAAUUCAAGCUUCAUUUGAUGCUAAAUGCGGAUAGGGAGUUUCUUGCCCAGAAAAGUGCUCCACAUCGAGACUUCUAUAAUGUCAGGAAAGUUGAUACACAUGUACAUCACUCAGCAUGCAUGAACCAGAAACAUCUAUUAACGUUUAUAAAGUCAAAGUUGAGGAAAGAACCAGAUGAGGUUGUCAUAUUUCGAGAUGGGACAUAUUUGACCUUGAAAGAAGUUUUUGAGAGUCUUGAUUUAACUGGGCAUGACCUCAACGUGGACCUUUUGGAUGUUCAUGCAGACAAGAGUACAUUUCAUCGCUUUGACAAGUUCAAUCUGAAGUACAAUCCGUGUGGUCAAAGUAGGCUUAGAGAGAUAUUCUUAAAGCAGGAUAAUUUGAUUCAAGGUCGCUUCCUUGCUGAGCUGACAAAAGAAGUGUUUUCUGACCUUGAUGCCUGUAAAUAUCAGAUGGCCGAAUAUCGAAUAUCAAUAUAUGGUAGGAAGCAAAGUGAGUGGGACCAACUGGCAAGCUGGAUAGUGAACAAUGAGCUGUACAGUGAGAAUGUUGUUUGGUUAAUUCAGCUUCCACGAUUGUAUAAUGUCUACAAAGAACUGGGUAUAGUGGCAUCAUUCCAGAACAUUCUUGACAAUAUCUUUAUUCCAUUAUUUGAAGUUACUGUGGACCCAGAUUCCCAUCCUCAGUUGCAUGUUUUCUUGAAAAAGGUUGUCGGGCUGGAUUUGGUUGAUGAUGAAAGUAAGCCUGAAAGACGACCAACUAAGCACAUGCCUACACCUGCUCAAUGGACCAAUGCUUUUAAUCCAGCAUAUUCGUACUAUGUGUACUACUGUUAUGCAAAUCUAUACACCUUAAAUAAGCUUCGUGAAUCAAAGGGAAUGACAACAAUCAAAUUCCGCCCUCAUUGUGGAGAGGCUGGUGAUAUCGACCACCUAGCUGCAGCCUUCCUCACUGCUCAUAACAUUGCACAUGGAAUUAAUUUGAGGAAAUCUCCUGUGCUUCAGUACUUGUAUUACCUAGCUCAGAUUGGGUUGGCUAUGUCUCCUUUGAGUAAUAACUCCCUAUUUUUAGACUACCAUCGGAAUCCCUUUCCAACAUUCUUCUCACGGGGUCUGAAUGUUUCACUUUCUACUGAUGAUCCACUUCAAAUUCACUUAACGAAAGAACCAUUGGUUGAGGAAUAUAGCAUAGCUUCUUCUGUGUGGAAAUUGAGCUCUUGCGAUUUAUGUGAGAUUGCCCGUAAUUCAGUGUAUCAAUCUGGUUUCUCCCAUGCCUUAAAGGUUUGA